Messenger RNA from Colletotrichum chrysophilum, 1593 nucleotides. RefSeq lists its product as uncharacterized. Gene Ontology annotation, cellular component: catalytic step 2 spliceosome. The record is from RefSeq and is a predicted model, not a curated record. The transcript is spliced from 2 exons. NCBI's taxonomy places the organism in Eukaryota, Fungi, Ascomycota, Sordariomycetes, Glomerellales, Glomerellaceae. Gene Ontology annotation, biological process: mRNA splicing, via spliceosome. Gene Ontology annotation, molecular function: mRNA binding; protein binding. Bases 1 to 1593 code for a protein of 530 amino acids.
AUGUCGGGCUUUGGAGAGUACACGCCAAACAUGGCUCCCCAGGACGCCCUGAUUGUGCGCCAGGAAGCAGAGCCCGACCACGCCGUCGUCCCCUACACCGGCGAGGACCUCGCCCGCCCGAAGCUAGGGCCCGCGAACCCAUUCAAAGACGAGACAAACACCACCCUGAAGCGCAAAAACGUUCUCACGGGAACGGCGGAGGAGACUUUCCUGUCAGAACACACCUUCCGCAGCAAGCACCGCGCGAUCGAGCGGAAAGGGGGACCGGAGCGCGAGUACCAGACGGGCGAGGCGGUCAAGGAGGAGGCGGCGAGGAUACGCUCCGGGCGCGAGAAGAAGGGCGACGCGUCGAUUGCGGAGGGCGACGGCGCAUACGUCGGUCCCUGGGCGCGGUACCGUCGCGAGGAGUACGAGGUCGUCCGCGAGGGCGAGGAGCUCGCGAGCGAUGAGGAAUACGAAGAAGUCACGGACGACGACGAUGUGGUGGAGAGCGGCACCGUCGUGCGCGCGCCCGAGGCCGCCCUGACUAGGCGGAAGGAGGUCGAGGAGAUGGGUGAGGAGACGACGACGUUCCACGGCGCCGCGGAGCGGGACUACCAGGGCCGGACGUACAUGCACGUCCCGCAGGACCUGGACGUCGACCUGCGCAAGGAGAUUGGCAGCAUCACGAACUACAUCCCCAAGAAGCAGAUCCACACGUGGCGCGACCACAGCAAGGCCGUCACGGCGCUGCGCUUCUUCCCGGGGUCGGGCCAUCUGCUGCUCUCGGCCUCGGCGGACUCGACGGUCAAGAUCUGGGACGUCUACCACGAGCGCGAGCUGCUGCGGACGUACUCGGGCCACUCAAAGGCGGUUGCGGACGCGACGUUCAACAACGACGGCACGCGGUUCCUGUCGGCGAGCUUCGACCGGCAGAUCAAGCUGUGGGACACGGAGACGGGCAGCUGUCUGGGCAAGUUCUCGACGGGCAAGACGCCGCACGUCGUGCGCUUCAACCCGUCUGCGGAGCAUGCGCAUGAGUUUGUGGCAGGCAUGUCGGAUAAGAAGAUUAUCCAGUGGGACACCCGCGCCGGCAACGAGAUUGUGCAAGAAUACGACCACCAUCUGGCCGCAAUCAACACAAUCACCUUCGUCGACGAGGGCCGGCGCUUCAUGACGACCUCAGACGACAAGUCGCUGCGCGCGUGGGACUACAACAUCCCCGUGCCGAUCAAGUACAUCGCAGAGCCGUACAUGUACCCGAUGACGCGGGCGGCGCCGCACCCGAGCGGCAAGUACGUCGCGUUCCAGUCGUCGGACAACCAGAUCGUCGUGUACGGGGCCAACGACAAGUUCCGGCAGAACCGCAAGAAGUCGUACCGCGGGCACAACAACGCCGGCACGGCCAUCGACGUCGACGUGUCGCCCGACGGGCAGUUCCUGGCCAGCGGCGACACGCAGGGCUACGUCUGCUUCUGGGACUGGAAGACGUGCAAGAUGUACCACAAGCUGAAGGCCGGCGACCAGGCCGUCACGUGCGUCGCGUGGCACCCGCAGGAGACGAGCAAGUUUGUCUCGGCGGGCGCGGAGGGGGAUAUCCGGUACUGGGACUAA